CCCACACUUGUCCGGGACCUUUUAUAACAUAGUGUAGUGUUGUUGUCAGACUCGGACACAGUUCCCCUUGACAGAUCCCUGAAGAUGUCUUCUAUGAAGAGUUAUUACAACGCGGAUCCUUUGGUGCAGUAUUGUGUAAAGAAUUCAUUGAGAUUAACCGACGUGCAAAAACGCCUGAAUGACGUCACUCUGCAGCACAGUAGAGCCGCGAUGUUGGGAGCUCCCGAGGUUCUGCAGCUCAACUCCAACAUAAUGCAGGCGAUCGGGGCCAAGAAAGUGCUAGACAUCGGGGUGUUCACCGGCGCCAGUUCCCUCUCCGCCGCCUUGGCUCUGCCUCCUGAGGGGAAGGUCCACGCCCUGGACAUCAGUGAGGAGUAUACCAACAUAGGCAAGCCGUUCUGGGAGGAAUCCGGAGUCGCGGACAAGAUCCGCCUGCACAUCGCUCCGGCUGCCGAGACGCUGCAGAAGUUCGUCGACGGCGGAGAAGCCGGCACCUUCGACUACGCCUUCAUCGACGCCGACAAGACCAGUUACGAUCGAUACUACGAACUGUGCCUCACCCUGCUGCGUCCUGGAGGAGUCAUCGCCUUCGACAACACGCUCCUAGACGGGGCUGUGGUCGACCCCUCUAAAGACACCCCCAACACGGUGGCCAUAAGGAAGCUCAACGAAAAGCUGAAGGACGACCAGAGAAUCAACCUCUCUUUCCUCAAGAUUGGCGAUGGCUUGUCGCUCUGCUUCAAAAAGUGAAUUGCUCUUUGCACCCGAUGGGCACGAGUCUACCACGAUGGUAAUUCACGUCGUUUCAGAAGACUAUGUGACCCCAAUACUUCAUAAAUAACAGUUAUAAA
Messenger RNA from Penaeus vannamei (Pacific white shrimp), 851 nucleotides. RefSeq names its product probable caffeoyl-CoA O-methyltransferase 2. Gene Ontology annotation, molecular function: S-adenosylmethionine-dependent methyltransferase activity; O-methyltransferase activity. The record is from RefSeq and is a predicted model, not a curated record. NCBI's taxonomy places the organism in Eukaryota, Metazoa, Arthropoda, Malacostraca, Decapoda, Penaeidae.